GAGCAGGGAAGGAUUACGGAUACAGUCACACCAUGACCGGACCCUCCUGCUCAUCUGUCGGACUCCUGCUUCUCCUGAUUGGCUACGUAGCAGCAGCAGAAGUCACAGUGACCUGCACUGAAUCCACAAUGAAGGUUGAGGUUGAAAAAGCUUCCUUCUUUCGACUCGAGGAGGACGAUCUUUGCCUCAUCGACUCCAGCAACGCCGUCUGCAGUCUUGGUGAGCACUCCAACCGAACUCACAUCAUCGCCAUCAUUCCUCUCAACGACUGCGGUACCGAGAUCGAGGAAAACGAUGAUUACCUUAUUUUCAAGAAUGAGAUCACCAUCAAGGAAGACGACCCCAAACACCUCAUCACCAGGAAGCACCUGGCGGAGGCCCGGUUCUACUGCCAGUACCCCAAACGGGGGAAUGUGAACCAGAUAUACUUAGCACAGAACGUCACGGUGUUUGAUAAAGGUUUCGGGACAUUCACUUACCAGUUCGAGUUCUACAAGGACGACCAGUUCAACGCUGUAUAUGACUCAAACUCAUAUCCACUGCUGUUUACAAUCGGAAACAGGAUCUACAUGCAGAUCGACGCCAGCUCCUCUAUCAAGAACACGCAGAUCUUUGUGGAGUCCUGCAGAGCCGCACGUUUUUAUCACCAGCUGUACCCAGGUUUGCCUCCACACCAUGACCCGUCCCUCCUGCUCAUCUGCUGGACUCCUGCUUCUCCUGAUUGGCUACGCAGCGGCAGGACUGGAGUCCGACCGGCGACCUCAGGCGGCGCAGUCAAGCAUCUGUCGGGAACACACCAACCUUCACAACCGGCUGGACGCGGUGGAGAAGAGGGUGGAGAACACAGUCAUGAAGUUGGAGGGGGAGCUGGCUGCUCUAAUGGAGGCCAUCGAUGCGCCGCAGUGGCGCCCCCUGCUGGACACAUCUGGAAAGACAGUUGUGGACAUCCUGGAGGAUCCAGCUCAAAGGCGCCAGUCGUGAAUGGAGAAUAAACCCCACGUCACGAUGACACAAAAUCUCUACAUAGACAAUUCUGCGCAAAAGUUUCAAGUCUUUAUGUUUAAUCGAGACAAAAAGAAUACGCACUGCAAAAAUACAAAAUCUUACCAGGAAUUUUUGUCUAGCUACUGGUGGAAAUAUCUUACAAAACUAACUUGAAAUUAACUCUUCAGCAAGACAUUGAUUGUUUCAAUUCAACAUAAAUAAAAAAAGUACUAAUUCCACUUACAGAUUUUGUUUACUUCAAGUUUUGUAAAAUCUGCAAAUAUGUUUUUGCGACAGCAUUUGACAAAAUGUAAUGAUUGUUUUGGUUUUCAUAGCUGUAGACCACAUGAUGCAUUUAUGUUUGUUUUUUGAACUGCCAUGUUCAUGAAAUGUGUUACAGAAAUAAACCUGAUUGAAUGACCUUCAGAAACUAGACAAAAAUACUCGGUACAAUUUUGUUUUUGCAGUGUAGAUGCAGCUGUUUAUUAAAAUGCUGGUCCAUUUCUUUAUUUUUGUAUUUUGUGGUUAUGAGUCAAAUUGGUGUGAAAUGUCUCAGUAGGAAAAUAUCAGUUUUUCCUCAUAAUGAUCAGCUGGGUAACAACUUUCAGACAAUCUGAAUAGGAAGUGAGUGAAUAACAUUUUUGUGACA
Messenger RNA from Poecilia reticulata (guppy), 1633 nucleotides. Its product is annotated as ZP domain-containing protein-like. The record is from RefSeq and is a predicted model, not a curated record. Lineage: Eukaryota; Metazoa; Chordata; Actinopteri; Cyprinodontiformes; Poeciliidae.